Messenger RNA from Condylostylus longicornis, 2440 nucleotides. RefSeq lists its product as uncharacterized. Bases 1 to 2355 code for a protein of 784 amino acids. The transcript is spliced from 5 exons. NCBI's taxonomy places the organism in Eukaryota, Metazoa, Arthropoda, Insecta, Diptera, Dolichopodidae. The record is from RefSeq and is a predicted model, not a curated record.
AUGGAUAAUUUAAUAGACUUUGAUACAAGCCCAUUGCAGAUUAAUGAAAAUCGUGAGAAAUCAACCUUAAAUAAAUUUCAAAGUUUUUCAGAUAAAUUGAAAGAGUGUGAUGUUGAAAAGGGUCUUUUUAACUCAGAUGAAUUCGAGAAACUACUUACUUUUCCUAUUGAAACACAGCUAAUAGAAAGUUCACAAAGCAGGUUGAUAGCAACAGAGAGAUUAUAUUUAAAUAGUAAUUAUGGAGCGAAUGAUUUAAAAACAUCAGAAAACAAAUUCAAAAUCGUUUGGAAUUCCAAGUCUGAAAAUAGUAGUAAAUCAAAAGUAAAAUUUUUUGAUGAAGAGAGUAAAGAUAGUAAUCCGAUCAGUUUGAAUAAAACAUACGAUAAUCAGCAAAAACAAGUCAAGCAGUCAUUAAAUUUUGAGGAUAAGUGUGAAGAUGCGUUGUUAAUAGAUUUUGAAGAAAAAACUUCACCCCCAAAAGAUUAUCAAAAAGAUACAAAUAGUAGCGCCUUAAAUAUUGAGAAAAAUAGUCCACGAAGUAAAAUUAAUAAGGGUGAUAUGAAAAAUCGUUUACUAAAGUUGAGCAUUUCAAACGCCUUAAUUCAAUCACCGGUGAGUAGAAGAAACUCAUUAGAGGAUAAAACAUCCUCAGAGCGUCUUAUUUUUAAUGAAGCUGCCAAAAUUGCUAAACAAUUAUCCCAAACCAGUUUAAGUACACUUGAUUCUUCACCUAAAGAGCGUUCGGAUGAUUCAUGCGAAGAUUUAAUGCAAAUCAACCCAAAAUGGGUAGAUUCUAUGUCAGAGAGUGAUAUCUCAAAAGAUCUUGAAUUACUGAAAAUACCUAUGUUAGAUAAAAUAUCAGAAGAUCUUAAAAAAAAGGAAUUGUCCGCAGCAGCAGAAUUAAGUUUUAUGAAACCAGAUGCUGAGAAAUUUGGCAUAAGUGUUUUGAAAGAAAAGUUAAAGAACAAAGAAAAUAAAAAAUCAGCUGAAAAUGUUGAUCAAUUGAUAUUUAACCUUAAAAACUAUGUUAUUAAUAGCGAAACAGAUCUUGAAAAAAAAAAUGAAGCGCAAAAACUUUUAGAUUCUUUAAGUUGCCUUUUAAAAAACGAAAAUGGUCUCGGUAAAAGUGAAAUCAUUGAAGUGACAGAAACUAAAAAUUUAGACAAUUCAAGGCCUGUUAACGCUUUUGUUCGGCAAGCUACUUUUAAUUAUGAUAGAGAAAGUAAUAUUUGCGAAACUAAAAAAAAUGGAGAACGUGAAGUUCUUGAUAUAGAAAUUCAAACAGAGGAACAAGAGGAUAAAUGUGUACAGUCCGAGACACCGAAUGAAAUUAAUUAUAUGGUUAAGCAAAUAAGUAGAAUGUUAGAGCAGAAUCAAAAUGAUAGUAUUGAACAAGUCGAAUUAAAAAGCUCUUUGUCAUCUAUGACUUCAAAACCAACUAUAAUUGUUAUGAUGCCUUCCCCUAAUCAAAAAGAAUUUCGUAGACGUAGUUGCUCUUUGACCUUGAUUGAUAAUAAAAAUUUGCGGUUACUUAAAAGUAACAGUCAUUCAAAAGAAAACAUAAACCAUUCGAGGGAUCACAAUUUUUUCAAAACACCUACUAGAAGUUAUUUAAGUAGACGUAAUUCCGUUUCAAGUGUAACUCCGCAUAGCGAUAUGAAAAAUUUGCGUCUUCGACGAUCUAUUUAUGAAAAUAUUAAUACUAAUAUUGAAAAAUCAAAUGAGAACGCUAAUGUAUUUGAUAAUAUUCCAAUAACAUCUAAAAUAAAUUCUACUGGAGCUUCAAAAAAUACCGGAACAAAAUAUAUUUCUUCAAGAAGUGAGUUUAAUGCAAAAAACUUACGAUUAAAGUCUAGUGAAAAUAUACCAGUAAAAGGUCCAAUCAAGGCGACUUUUCAGAUAAACACUGUUAAAUCCAGUACAAAGGUACUUCAUUCAACACCAAUUCAAAAUUCUAAUAUAAGAAGAAAAAGUGUGUUCGGUACGAAUUCGUUUUCGUUAAAUACCGGAAAUUGCAUUAUAAAAAAUCCUCCAAUAGCCUGUUCUACACCAAUGAAUGGAUCUCCAACAAGCUCUCCUGUUAAUAAAAAAGUAAAUGCUCAACGUCUUUCAGUAACACCAAAUUCGAAAACUCAGUCAAAUUCUUUAAAUGUAUCAGGCAAUUUCCCACGAAAUCGAAGAAAUUCCUUUUCAGGUUCUUCAAAAUUGACAGGAAAAUCCAGAAGUAUUGUUCAGACUUCUCCUGGUUCAAAAGUGUCAAUGGAAGCUCCAAAAAUAAUAAAUAGACUAAAAAAACCUUCAACACCCACUCGAUUUGCUGCUCUUAAAAAAGAAAAUGUUGAACCAAAAAAGUAAGAUAGAACAGUAUAAUAAACAACAAAUACUUUAAUACAAAUAAUUCUUCAAAAUUCCUUCCAUUUUUUUUUUGUUGAAAUACAGA